UUAUCCUUUCUGCAAAUCAAUAAAUCAUAAAACGCCCUUUUGAUUUGUGGCUGCUGCGAGUCGUGUAACGUGCAAUUGUUGCUCCGCGAAUUCGGCAGGAACCAAGUCUCUUUUUGUACCCAAAGUAUUAAAUGGUUAAACAUCUUGGUCCAUUAACUUCGUGGAAAUGCCGAAAAAACGGCUCAAAAACCGAGCUGGUAAGACCAGCAAGAAUGCAAGUCAAUCUUCACGCAAAUCCGGAGAUCCUCCUACAUGCCCACAGUCCCCACAAACCCCAACAUCCCCAUCAGCCUGGAGCCCUCGCACUUCCCAAUCUCGCAAAUCAACCACAAGUAAAGCACAAACAGUCUCCUCUUCCCCAACAUCCCCGUCGAUACCGUCAUCUCAAACAACCUUGACAUCUACAUUACCCCACGGCACUCCCACUUCACAAGAAGGCAGGAGAUCUUCGAAACAAUCUAGAUUGCAAGAACAAUCGGAGGAUGUACCAAAACAACUACAAAGAAUGAGUAUAGACAAACCAACAUCACGAUCAAAUAUUUCAAGUAAACCGGGCCCCUCAUCAUCUGGGCGUGGACACGGGGCGCGCCCUAACACCGAACAAAGGCCCGCACUACGAACAAAACCCAGUACUAUAUCAUCAAAAAAAGGCUCCACUGGCAACGCAGUUAAUUUGAUAGCAAAUUACUUUGCCGUUGAAACUACACCCCAUUUUCGAAUGUACCAGUACCACGUCGACUUCUCCCCGGAUGAGGAGAACACUUUUGUCCGUAAGAGUCUCAUGCGCAUCCACCAGAAAGUUUUAGGCUGGCACGUCUUUGAUGGAUCAGUGAUAUAUAGCAUGAAACGAUUGCACCCCGAUCCUACCGAGUUUUACUCGGACCGGAAAUCUGACAAACAAAAAAUGGUUAUUACAGUGAAGCUGAUAGGUGAUGUCGCCCCCGGUGACUAUCACUAUAUUCAAAUUUUUAACAUUAUCUUGCGAAAGUGUUUCCUCGCAAUGGACCUGCAAUUAAUGGGCCGCGACUAUUUUGACCCAACAGCAAAGAUCGAUAUUCCUGAAUUUCGGCUUCAAAUUUGGCCUGGAUAUAAAACGACAAUUAACCAAUAUGAAGACAAGUUAUUGAUGGUCGCUGUUAUAAUACACAAAGUACUUCGGUUGGACACCGUUCUCCAGAUGCUAAAAACAUAUACAAACACUAAAGGAGGCAACUAUAAAAAAUGUUUUCUCGAAGACAUAGUCGGAAAAAUUGUGAUGACCAACUACAACCGGAGGACAUACCGGGUUGAUGAUGUGUCAUGGCUGACUACACCUAAAUCCACGUUCAACUUGAGAAAUGUGAAAAUUUCUUACAUAGAAUACUAUAAGAAAAAAUAUAAUAUUAACAUCCGCGACGUCGACCAGCCUUUACUAAUAUCCAGAUCAAAGCCACGUGACAUCCGCGCUGGGAUGCCUGAACUGAUCUAUCUAGUCCCCGAACUGUGCCGCCAAACCGGAUUGACGGAGGAGAUGAGAAACAACUUCAAACUCACGAAAGCUCUUGAUGCACAUACUAAAAUUGGCCCCGACAUCCGUGUUAACAAAUUACUACAAUUUAACAGAAACUUAACGCAAAAUCCAGAAGUUAUAAAGGAACUAAAUACCUGCCACCUUACCUUUUCUAAACAACUGAUGAGGAUUAAAGGACGCCAAUUGCCAACUGAAAAUAUAGUUCAAGGUAAUGAAUGCCGUUAUCCAGCAGGUGAUACGCCAGAAGGAUGGACGCGGGAAGUACGAUCAAAGCCCCUGCUGCGUAUAAGUCAACUUCCAUCUUGGGUAGUGAUAACUCCAGAUAGGGCACGGAGAGAUACUGAAGCGUUUCUAGACAUGGUUAUAAAGGCAGCUAGAGAUGUAAGAUUCAUGCUACCCAAACCGGAAAUUGUGACUAUGCAAUACGACGGCCCUAUAGAUUACGCUCGAAUGCUGGAUGCCGUUAUAGCCCGUAGGAAUCCUGCGAUGAUUUUAUGUGUGGUCACGCGCAAGUUAUCAGAUCGGUACGAAGCUAUUAAAAAGAAGUGUCUAGUUGACCGUGCCAUCCCUACUCAAGUUGUAACUUUGCGGAACAUGACGUCCAACUCCGCUAUGUCAGUUGCCACUAAGGUGGCUCUCCAAAUGAACUGCAAGCUCGGUGGCGCGCCGUGGAGAGUAGAGAUCCCCCUACAAAACAUUCUAGUAGUGGGCUAUGACGUAUGCCACGACACUCGGAGCAAACAAAAGAGUUUUGGUGGAUUCGUCGCUUCAUUGGAUAGACAUAUGACGCGCUACUACUCCGCCGUCAACUCGCACACGUCUGGCGAAGAAUUAAGCAAUCACAUGGGCUUCAAUACAGCCUCAGCCCUGAAGAAAUAUAGAGAAGUGAACGGUGUGUUGCCGCAUAGAAUUUUUAUUUAUCGCGACGGCGUCGGUGAUGGGCAAAUUCCUUAUGUACACACACACGAGGUGGCCGAAAUAAACAAGGCACUUCGUCAAUUGUAUGGCCCCGAUGAAUUUAAAAUGGCAUUCACAAUAGUUUCAAAACGGAUAAAUACACGUUUUUUCCUGGAACAGGGUAGCAGAUGUGUAAACCCGCGACCCGGAACUGUUGUUGACGACGUCGUAACUCUUCCCGAGCGGUAUGACUUCUUUUUAAUUUCGCAAAAUGUGCGAGAUGGAACAAUUACUCCUACAUCGUAUAACGUAAUUUCGGAUUCAACUGGACUGCAUCCUGACAGGAUGCAAUGGUUGACGUACAAGUUGACCCACAUGUACUUCAACUGCUCCGCACAAGUCCGCGUCCCAGCCGUGUGCCAGUACGCGCAUAAGUUGGCGUUCUUGGCAGCAAAUAGUCUGCACAGCCAGCCUCAUAAUAGUUUAACAGACACCUUGUAUUUCUUGUAAAUCAUUACUUCGUUGGUCAAAGUAACCACCAGGGUAAUGUUUAAUGAAAUUACAUUCAAAAUCAAUUGAAAAACUAAUGUUAUUUCUUGACAUAUUGUCAGUAUUUUUGAAGGUUCUUUUGGAAUACUAUACCUAAUGUAGUUUCUAUCAUAGAGCUUGGGUAUAAAGUGAUAAAAAAUUAUGAAUUAGGUAGGUAAGUAUCUAUUUACAUUUACUGAAAGCAUCUUGUUUUCUUUUAUAAAAUGUGAUUUUCCUAACUUUUUGGAGGUUGUUGACUAAAAAAAAAUAUGUAUGUUAUCAUUUUCAUGUAGGUAAGGUCAUAGAUUAAGGUUAAGGAGACUUGUGACAAAUAAUAUAAGUAUGGCGUGUUUAUAUUAUGCAUGUUGUUUAAAUUAGACGGUAAGAAAAUACGAAACUAUGUAUUUUCAUGGAUAUUUUACCUUUUCGUUCUAUUAACACGAUUGCAGCUUAUUUAUUGUUGGUAUCGAUUUGUAGCAGCGCGCUAGGAGCACGGCCCUUGCUCUUGAAUCUUUAUUGUGAGGACUCAGGGACCACAUUCCAGUCGUAUAUCUAUUUUAUCUUUAAUACUUUGUGGUCCAUUUAUUUAUAUAUUAAAUAUCGUGACUAAGUAUCUAUAUCUAUUCACCAAACCUUAUUUGUUAAGAUAGUUUCCGAGAUGUACAUAUAUAGAUGAUCGGGUGUGACACAAGUUAGGCUAUUCUGUACCCUUAGUAUGAGUUUGAUUUACGUUAGUAAUCGAAACGAGAGCGCUUUCGGCGCUCUGAUUGGCCGGCCCGAAUAAACCGACCAAUCAACUCAUAGUAAGGGUACAGGUUUCCGAAUCUGAAUUCCUGAUCUGGAAAUCUCAUUCGGAUACUGAACGUGUGUGGAGUCCCCAGCUAACGGUUGUGUUCUACCUAUACGUAAGGCUUGGUAGGUUAUUGGACUAAUCAUGUGUAAUAUCGAAAGAAACUGGUGCAUGGUGAGAUGUAAUGUAUUUAUGUAUAUCACUAAUAUUAAAUUGAUUGAAUUUUUCUGCUUAUUACGUUGUACUAUUAACGUUUUUAACGUAAUUCUUAUCGACUAUUCGUAUAUAUUGCAAAAAACUGUAUUUUAUUAAGAUUAUUUUUAAGACAUUGCCAAAGGCGUUUUUUUACUGUGUAUGUAUUAGUUAAACCCAGUAUAUUAACUUUUUUAUGAUUUACUUAUACAAAUUUAACUGACUAAUCUUCUAGUUUCCUGUUCAGUAUAUCAAAAAUGUAUGUACUUACAAAGUUUUACCUUCGACACCGUUUGUCGGUAUUUUCCGAAAUAUACAUUUUCUCUUGACGACGUAGGUAUUAUAUGUACUUACUAUUUACUGUAAUAUUAUCUGUAUUUAGAUACUGUGCAUAUAUGCAUUUCCAAAAUUUUAAGAAAUACAUUUCAGAUUCAGAAACUGUGUGUGAUUAGUAUUAGUGAAUACUUCUGUAGGUAUCUGUAGUAAUUACUUAUCAUGACUAUAAUGCCUUGUUGGCACUACGCUAGCAUUUUAGUCGAGUAGUGAGUAUUUAGUAGCUGUCUCUCGCUUCUGUCCCAAAAUCGAAGCUAGUUUAGGGAACAGAGAGUAAAGUUCCCUAAGAAAAGGAGGAUCCUCCGACCAGGCGAGGUGAUCAGCCUGGCGGGCUUUCUGCCCAACUGUUGUUCGUUGGGAUUUUCUAUCCGUGUUAUUUCGCAUGUAAACAUCAUAUGUGCGAUGCAGGAUAUUUGUGACGUCAUCCGUUGAUUCGCUCAUCGAUAGUCUAUGUGCGACUUCUGUCAUCUGUCACUUGUUACUUGUAAAUGUGUCGCCACAUCACUCCCCCCCAAGACCGGAGGUCGAUCCUGUUGAGACGGCUGUCGAUGCUUGAAAUGAGCGGUGCCAGAGCCAGUGUAGAAUGACCCUAGUUCCAGUGAGUCGGAACUGUGCCGCUGAAUGCCCAGUGAGUCGGGUGAGCGGUGCAGGGCGAUACUCCAGUGAGUCGGAGUAGUAAAGCUCGCAGUGUCCCACGGUGAGUCGGGGAAUAGAUGCUGCGAGGGUAGGUGCGUAGUGGCUGGCGUCUGCGUUGACGGGAGGAAGACGUCCUCAGACCGUGUGCAGAGAGUGCUGUGCCUAGACGCUGAUGAGGCCGUAGGGAAGAACCAGGCUGCAUAUCUUCGAUGCAGCGUGUGGUGGUCCCUGAUGAGGCCGAGGAUGCUGGUUGGCUACGACUUGAUUACCGCUCAGCGGAGAAGUGAUGGGUGAGGGAGGUGGCGAUGAGGAUGACGGUGCUGAUCUGCUCCGUGAAGGUUGGUUUCAAUCACGUCGGGGGUCACCACUAAAGUUCCCUAAGAAAAGGAGGAUCCUCCGACCAGGCGAGGUGAUCAGCCUGGCGGGCUUUCUGCCCAACUGUUGUUCGUUGGGAUUUUCUAUCCGUGUUAAUUCGCAUGUAACCUUCGUAUGCGCGAUGCAGGAUAUUUAUGACGUCAUCCGUUGAUUUGCUCGUCGAUAGUCUAUGUGCGACUACUGUCAUCUGUCACUUGUCAGAUGUGUCGCCACACUAGUAGCGAGUAUACUCGACUAAGAUGCUAACGGAAUGCGAACAAGGCAUAAUACAUGAUUAUAAUUAGUGUGUUAGUUAAGCUCAAAUGUUCACAAUGUACUGGUAGUUGUAGUAGUUUUGUGUGUGUGUAAUGAUUAAACAUAAUACAUUUCUUGACUCA
This is a messenger RNA of Spodoptera frugiperda (fall armyworm), 5638 nucleotides long. Its product is annotated as piwi-like protein Siwi. Gene Ontology annotation, molecular function: protein binding; piRNA binding. Gene Ontology annotation, cellular component: P granule. The record is from RefSeq and is a predicted model, not a curated record. The transcript has 19 exons. Lineage: Eukaryota; Metazoa; Arthropoda; Insecta; Lepidoptera; Noctuidae. Gene Ontology annotation, biological process: regulatory ncRNA-mediated gene silencing. Bases 167 to 2917 code for a protein of 916 amino acids.